Messenger RNA from Symbiodinium sp. CCMP2456, 663 nucleotides. Lineage: Eukaryota; Dinophyceae; Suessiales; Symbiodiniaceae. The record is from the annotation of a GenBank genome assembly.
AUGCCUUCCCUCUCUUCAGUCCAACCGACUGAAGAACGCAGUACUGAUAGUCCGACUUCCUCGGCUGCUACCUUCACUAUGGGCCUCCUGUCUCCGGAAAGGCAACUGGAGACGUUUCAGGCCGACAUUGCCUACUACACCUUGAUUCAGGCCAUUGGCCCUUACUGCUUAUUCACCGUGGCGAUGUCUCUGGUACGCAACUUUCUGACCAGUGAUGUCACCGACAUGAGCAUCCUUUAUGGCGACACCAAUGCCCUUACGGUCCUCGUGAUUGCCUCUGUUUGGCUCUUUGGCUACCGUCCCUCUAAGCCAGCCAGGCUGCUGAUUUGGAUGUUUUUAGCCGCCUGGUACACAUACUGCCUGAUCGACGACCUCUAUUCAUCGGAGUGGUUCCUGUAUGAAGACAUCUGGCUCAACCACAUGAUCUUUGUGACCAUGAUCUCGAUGGCUCUUUGUCUUCCAGUGGGCAUAAUUUGGACCAUGACUGUGGCACAUACCUUCUUGUUUUUGGCCCUAGAGAGUGCGAACGGCUGGGCGCAAGGACAGCCGUCGGCUGGAAUGCAGGUCUUCAUCGUGGCCGUCCUCGCCAUUUCCACAAGGCACACCAGGUUUCUCCUGAACAUCACAAACCGGAAGGCGGAGGCUGAGUUCAAGUUGAAGAUC